Molecule: messenger RNA, 2121 nt
Organism: Schizophyllum commune H4-8
Lineage: Eukaryota; Fungi; Basidiomycota; Agaricomycetes; Agaricales; Schizophyllaceae
Product: MFS general substrate transporter
Exons: 11
Coding region: 118-1938 (606 amino acids)
Biological process (GO): transmembrane transport
Cellular component (GO): membrane
Molecular function (GO): transmembrane transporter activity
Source: RefSeq, a predicted model, not a curated record
GGUGACGCAGAACGGCCCGUCCCCGGGUGGCGUGCGGGAGACGAUGGGCUCCGUUCGUGACCGAGUGCGGGAGGUAUCCUUCAAGCGCGACAAUCGCCCUCCUUACCGCACACCACCAUGGCAGUAGUGGACAGCAAAGAGCGCGCCGACGAGCACGACGAUGCCCCUACAACGGAGGAUGUCCCUGAGAACCCUACCGUGGCAAGGGCUGUGGUCCUGGUAGCGGUGUGCACGACGGCGAUGAUUGUGAAUGUCUCGAAUACGACGUCUGUAGCCAUCGCACUACCCACAAUAGGCGAGGAGCUCGGGAUCCAGCAGGACCAGCUUCAAUGGCUCACGAACGCGUACUCGCUUAGCUCAGGUUGCCUCUUGCUCAUGUUCGGGCGCAUAGCCGACUUGUACGGGAGGAAGAAGACUUUCAUCGCUGGCCUAGCCUGGCUCUUCGCCUUCGGGCUCGCCUGCGGGCUCGUACACAAUGCCCUCACGCUCCAGAUCCUGCGCGGCUUUCAAGGCGUCGGAGGUGCUGCAAUCAUCCCCGCUGCCCUGGGCAUCCUCGCACAUUCCUUCCCCCCAUCUCGCAUGCGAUCCAUCGCCUUUGCGACAUUCGGCGCCGGCGCGCCAGUCGGAGGCGCGAUAGGAACGCUCCUUGGCGGCGCGCUAACGCAGUACACCAAGACGACAUGGCGCUCUAGCUUCUACCUCAGCGCCGCGCUGUCGGCUGCCGCGUCGGCGGGCGGGAUGUAUGUCAUCGACGCGGACCCGCCGUCGAAGGAGAAGGAUCGCAGGGUCGACUGGCUGGGGUCCUUCCUGGUCACGGCGGGCUUGACGCUCAUCAUCUUUGUGCUCGCGCAGGGCGAAAUUGCGAAGCCGAAGCAGUGGGCUUCGCCUUACAUCAUCGUCCUCUUAAUCCUUGGGGUCAUCCUUAUGGGGUUUUUCUUCGCCUGGCAAUGGUACCUCGAACGCGCGCACGACAAUCCACAAACCCCGUAUUCAGUCUGGACGCCCCCGCCCAUCAUGCGUCUUUCGCUCUGGACACGAGCGCGCGGCCGCUACGCCGUGCAAAUGGCCAUCGCAUUUCUCAACUGGUGUUGCUUCCUCAGUUGGGUGUUUUGGGCGCAGCUCUUCUACCAAGAAUACCAAGGCUAUAAGCCAUUCGUGGCCGCCAUCCGGUUCAUUCCCAUGACCAUCACGGGCAUCCUCUGCAACGUCUUCGUCGCCUUCUUCGUCUCGCGCGUUGGCAUCGUGUGGCUCAUGACCUUUGGCACGCUCAUCACCUCGACCGCGCCCCUCCUCUUUGCGAAUAUCGACCCCGCGUCGCCGUACUGGGCCUUCGGCUUCCCGGCGUCCAUAUGCUGCGUCUUCGGCGCGGACUUUGUGUUCUCUGGCGGGACGCUGUUCGUCGCGAAGCUGAGCCAGGGGCACGAGCAGAGCGUGAGCGGGGCGCUUUUCCAGACGAUGAUACAGCUCGGCACCUCCAUGGGCAUCGCCGUCUCCACCGUUGUUUACGACCGCGUCCUCGCCUCGCGCGCCGCGGCAAUGGGCACCACGCUCAACGCGGAGCACUCGAAUGCGCCGCGGCCCGCGCAGCUGGACGCGUAUCACGCGGCGCAGUGGACCGCGUUCGCGUUUGGGGCGUUGGCGGCCGUGUUGGCGCUGGUGUUUCUGCGCGGGGUGGGCGUGGUUGGGCAUAAGAAGGCGAAGGCGGGGCAUGAGGGGGCGGAGGCAGGAGCGGGGAUGGAAGGGACUGGACGAGCGGGGGAUGUGGGUGGCGUCAGCGCGUCGUCGAGCGGGGAGACAGUUGGCGGGCCUCUCGAUGUCACGGAGGAAAAGAAGGACGGGGCGGCUGUUGAGGAGAAGGAUGUGAUGGCUGUCAACGAGAAGGGCGUGCGUGCUUCUGCUGAGAGGAGAGAAGCAAGUGAUAGAGCAGAGGAAGGGUGAUUGACGGAGAAUGGUACUUGUGAGCCCGGUCUUGUUCUCAUGAUAUCCGUUUGUUUCCUUACUCUAUAAAAUGUUCAUUGACCGAGUUGAUCAGCCUUGUUCGUGUCUUCGUCAGGGUACUAUUGCAUCAGUGUGGGGUCGUGCUCCCGGUGGUGGUAAGGUGGACCACACACUUAUAUGCGU